UAAACAUUUAAAAUGUGAUCUCAUAGGCGCCCUGCAAGAACUGUGUUUUUCUCGAGAUUGGAUAUUCCUGGAAUAUUAGAUUUUCAAAAAUAGUAAGAAAAUAAUAAGACGUUCACAUACUAGGUUGUAUGUACUGUAUUGACAUUCACUGUCAGGGUCAAUGGUGUUUAAAAAAAAAAAAAUGCUAAACGACAAGCCGCUACGGAAAUGUAAUACAAAAUAAAAGCUUUUACCAGUAGUAAAGAUGAUUUGGAAAAAUAUGUCCCUGAAAUGAAUCUCAAAGGUAAUGGAAUAGUCAGUGAUGCAUUUGUUUUCACGUCUGUUGGAUUCCACUCAAAGCCGGACACCACAGAUUUUGUUGACGCACCAGCAUUUGCUUCAGCCAACGAAAUGGAAUGCGUAAAAGUAAACAAAGACUCAACAUUUAAAUCGAGCAAUGAAAUCUUCAGUCACCCGGCGUCAUUUGAAGAUCACGAUAAUGGUCGUCUGAUCGCAACUUCAACAUUUCCUUACUGCAAUGAAAAUCAUGUAUCACCUGUAAACGAAUCGGUUAUCAUUAACGAAGCCAAACAAUUAUUAUUUGGUCUUGUAUACGCUGAUUUCGCCAAACGAUUUCGACUAUCAAUCCGAGUGUGCGCAAAUUGAAG
Messenger RNA from Sipha flava (yellow sugarcane aphid), 647 nucleotides. RefSeq lists its product as uncharacterized. Bases 271 to 645 code for a protein of 124 amino acids. NCBI's taxonomy places the organism in Eukaryota, Metazoa, Arthropoda, Insecta, Hemiptera, Aphididae. The record is from RefSeq and is a predicted model, not a curated record. The transcript is spliced from 2 exons.